Molecule: messenger RNA, 1764 nt
Organism: Penicillium atrosanguineum
Lineage: Eukaryota; Fungi; Ascomycota; Eurotiomycetes; Eurotiales; Aspergillaceae
Exons: 1
Coding region: 1-1764 (587 amino acids)
Source: RefSeq, a predicted model, not a curated record
AUGAGCUGGGACCGAGUGAUCCAAGACUCCGACGAGGACGAGCCUCUUGUUGAGGAGGAGGCCUCGACCUCCAUUGACCCGCCCCAGGGUCUUGAGUCCUUUAUCCAAGGACACCACGAUCCCGGCGCGGACCAGCAAACACAUUACCCAAUUGAGCACCAUGAUGCUAGCGCGGAGCUACAGUUAAACGUCAACUUCGACCAGUUCCUGCAAUCACAAGAGAAUCACCGCGCGAAUCUCAAUUCAUCGCAACAGCGACGCGAAGAAAGGUGGAUUCCAUCGACUGGUGAAGGCGGCGGUGGAUCAAUUGGUGCGUGCAGCCAACAAGCCUCGGUGCUUGAACUAACACACCUAGGCACAGGCGCAAUGAUGACAGAAAUCGGGCUUGCACAGCAGCGCCUCUUUGACGACGAGGCUUCCAGUCUUGCCCAGCGUCUCCCUUCGACGGCGACGCCGUAUUCGAGCGAGAUAUCGCAACCGGGUUCUUUCCCUACCAUGCCGAUCUACCAGUACCAGCAGACGAACGAGGUCACUAAUAUCGAAUCCAAGCCCAUUAAGAAAGUGGUUUACCCUUCAUACGAGGCGACACAACUUGUCCCGUCUAUUCAGGCACACGGUCACGAGUAUAGUACACCCGUAGCGUCGACCACCGUGGAUUCUCCUCUUGGAGAAUACGGAGAAACAAUCUCAUAUCCUUCAACCAUCCAUAUCACUCAAAAUUCGCGUGCGCAUCCGCCACAAAAGGACACCGGGAGAUCCAAGUCUCUGCAAUCACAGCCAUAUUCUCCACAUGACACAGAGCCAAUGUCAUCUGUCGCGUCGCCGGGAGUGAGUCGCGCGAAGAGCGACAAUGCCAGAUCAGGCCUGAUGUCCCCACGAUACUCGGAGGCUGAUACCCACGACGAGCUCUCUUUGCCUGCGGUGACUGUCGAGGUAACCACGGUUAAGAAGCGCGGGCCUCCAAAGAAACAGUCGAUGCCAGAGAACGAUGACGAUGAUGAACUCGCCAUGGUGGAAUCCGGGUCCAUUAAGAGUAAGCCCGAGAAGCGGAAGCCAGGCCGACCUUCUAAAGCUGCAACUAGUGGAGAAACCACAACGAACAAGAAAGAGGUUGUGGGAGCUGAACCCCCCAGGGCUAAUAGGGUUACAAUCCUGAAGGUUAAAGCUCCUCUGCCACCAGAUGGGAAAGAGACCAAGAAAAAGGUCAAAAGAAGCAAAACUGCGGAUUCGGUGAUGCAGAAGACUCGUGCCGCGGACGACGAUGUCAUCUGGGUAGAUCCAAGGCCUAUUCAGACGGAUGCCAACAACACGAGCACGAAAACCACGAUUCCAGAACCCAUCAAGGGAAAUGCGCCUCAAUCGACAAAGAAUCCAAGCAUGGAAGAAAAGGCUCAAUCCAAGCAAUCGGAAGAACAGCCGGCGCCGAAAAAGCGAGGACGCAAGCGAAAGACGACAUCUGAACAACCCAUUGACGCGGAAGCCUUAAAAGAGAAUCAAGCCCCAGAGCCUCCAGUUCCAGCUCCUGAAGCUACAUCUGAUAUCCCUGUUGAGAAGCCCACAGUCCCUAGCACAGACCAAACACCCGUCCUAGAGACACUCAAUGAACCAACCAACCCCCUCCCCCAAACACCUCAACCAGAUAUGAAGACACGGAAAACACCAGGCGCGCACAGCCCCAUCUCAUCGACGGGUAAAGUGCCAUACCGAGUAGGACUGAGUAAGAGGGCGCGGAUUGCGCCUUUGUUGAAGGUUGUUCGGAAGUGA